UCGGCGGGAGAGCGGGCUGGACCUCAGCGAAGCUCAGGGUGGCUCGCCAUGUCUGCGGGAGGCCCCUGCGUGGGAUCGGUGUCCCUGGACUCCUCCAUGUCCUCCCUACCCUUGGCCGCGCUCAACGUGCGAGUGCGGCGCCGUCUCUCGCUGUUCUUGAACGUGCGGACGCCGGUGGCGGCCGACUGGACUGUGCUGGCGGAGGAGAUGGGCUUCGAGUACUUAGAGAUCCGACAGCUGGAGACGCGCCCUGACCCCACCCGCAGUUUGUUGGAUGCCUGGCAGGGGCGCCCUGGCGCGACGGUCGGCAGGCUGUUAGAGAUGCUGGCCGCGCUGGGCCGUGAGGACAUACUGCUGGAGCUGGGACCCAGCAUCGUGGAAGACUGCAAGAAAUACAUACGGAAUCAGGACAAGCAGGAAUCUGAGAAACCCUUACAGGUGGCCAGAGUGGAGAGCAGUGUCCCACAAACAAAGGAGCUGGAGGGCAUCACCACUCUGGACGACCCCCUGGGACAAACACCAGAGCUUUUCGACGCCUUCAUCUGCUACUGCCCUAGUGAUAUUGAGUUUGUGCAGGAGAUGAUCAGACAACUAGAGCAGACAGACUAUCGGCUGAAGUUGUGUGUGUCCGACCGUGAUGUCCUGCCAGGCACCUGUGUCUGGUCCAUUGCCAGUGAACUCAUCGAGAAAAGGUGUCGCCGGAUGGUGGUGGUUGUGUCUGACGAUUACCUACAGAGCAAGGAAUGUGACUUCCAGACCAAGUUUGCUCUCAGCCUAUCUCCAGGUGUCCAACAGAAGCGACUGAUUCCCAUCAAAUACAAGGCAAUGAAGAAGGACUUCCCCAGCAUCCUGCGGUUCAUCACUAUCUGUGACUAUACCAAUCCUUGCACCAAGUCCUGGUUCUGGACCCGCCUUGCCAAGGCUUUGUCCCUGCCCUGAAGAUGGCCCUGGCGGCCCUAGGUCUGUCAGUCUGUCCUUACUCUUCUGCUCGCCUCCUCUGGCAUUGUAGGAGGAAAUUUGUGGUCUGCCCAUCGCUGGAGGUUCUACCCCUGCAGAUGCUUCUGCAGCAGCCAAACCUCAUCUGGACACCAUCUUUCAAGUCUUGAAUGGUGUGAGUGAUGCUUGCUGGGUUGUCAGCCAGCACAGCGAUCACCAGGGUUGGUUGAGCCUAAGUAGGGGACCGGCUGAGCUACGUCUGAGCCAUCUUUGGCCUCAGUUUCUCCACCUGAGAAACGGGAUGUGGCGAUGAGGCAGGAACAUGGGGAGGCAUGGCCCUUGCUGAAGGAGAGCUGAUUAUGGGACCACAUCCUUGCCAGGAUGAUUGCGUCCAUGUCGGCCUCAUCUUCCUGUUCCUCCUUUCACAGGGCUAUGGGGAGGUGAGCUGACUUUGGCCCGGAUUCUCUGAAACUGGCCUAUCGGCAUCUUUGACCCGCCCCCCCCCAGCCUCAGCCCCGUGUCCAGUGGUCACUGGGAACUGGGACUGCUUUUCCUUUCCGUGUGGCUGCGUCUCUGCACAUGUCUCCGUUUGCCUCGCUUGAAGUGGGGUCCUGUCCUCUGACAUGCCUAUCACUUACAGUGCCUCCAGCAAGGCCACCAGGAUGAUGUAUGUCAUCAGGGAACCUUCCUCCCUGGCCCAGCAGCACUGAGACUUUCUAACAGUUUUCUGCACCUCCAUCCCCUACUUUGUUAACAAGUAGCACACACACAAGACAUCCUUUCCCCAGGGCUUGGAGGCGUGUGGUCCCAUAUAGUCUUGUUCAUGUAGAUACAUGUAAACGCUCUCUCACACACACAGGCAUCUGCGUAUGUGUGUUUACUUUGGGGCAACUCCCAAGAAUGGCUGAGUGGAAGAGUUCUGCCGUCAAGGGGGCUUGGCCAUCUCCCUGGACAGAAAUGGGGCACCCUUGCUACAUGCCUAUAAUUCCAGCAUUGGUGAGGUAGAGGCAGGAGACUCAGGAGUUGAAGGCUCUCCUCGGCUACACAUCAAGUUUAAGGCCAGCCCGGACCACAUGAGAGCCCAUCAUCUCCCCACGCCCAAAAGAAGGAAAAGAUGGGGGCAUUGUUAAUUUCUUCUCUCCUUUCUGUAAUCGUUGAAAGUAAAGUCUCGAAAGGCCCCAAAUGUGAGAGCCACUUGUGCCCCCAGCAAAAUGAGGUUGAAAAAGGAGAAGUCUCCUUAGACCACAACUCAGCAGGCUUGGCUGUUUACUCCAUAGCAAAAUGGUUUCCAAACUCCUCUCAAGUUCCUGUCACGGAGGAGGCAGUGUCACAGUCUCUGGUCUCUGUGCUCAGGGGACAUCCCGGGGUCCAGAAUCCAAAAAGAAAACAGGCCUCCCUCCCCUCAGGACCGGGGCUGGAAUGGAGGCCCCUUUGUAUCACCUCAUGAAACACGUCUGUGUUUGCUAGUAGGCAUUUUUUUUUUUUUUUAAAGCAAUGUGGAGAAAGAUUCUUCUGUACUUGUUUUAAGGUUUAAGAACGUCAGUGAGAUGAAUGGGGUGAAGGUUCAUGUUUGCCAUUUUAUACUUCUAUAUUUAUAGAAGUAUGCAUUUAUACUUAUAAAAAGUGUUUGUAAUACAAUUCUAUUCGAGAAAGCAAACUUGUGGCUGUGUCU
Molecule: messenger RNA, 2608 nt
Organism: Phodopus roborovskii (desert hamster)
Lineage: Eukaryota; Metazoa; Chordata; Mammalia; Rodentia; Cricetidae
Gene: Myd88
Product: MYD88 innate immune signal transduction adaptor
Exons: 5
Coding region: 49-939 (296 amino acids)
Biological process (GO): innate immune response; Toll signaling pathway; positive regulation of canonical NF-kappaB signal transduction
Cellular component (GO): plasma membrane
Molecular function (GO): Toll-like receptor binding; TIR domain binding
Source: RefSeq, a predicted model, not a curated record